Molecule: messenger RNA, 441 nt
Organism: Wallemia ichthyophaga EXF-994
Lineage: Eukaryota; Fungi; Basidiomycota; Wallemiomycetes; Wallemiales; Wallemiaceae
Product: 22.0 kDa heat shock protein
Exons: 2
Coding region: 1-441 (146 amino acids)
Biological process (GO): response to hydrogen peroxide; protein folding; protein complex oligomerization
Source: RefSeq, a predicted model, not a curated record
AUGACCAUAUUUUACAAUCAACCAAGCGAACGCAAUUUCCCACUUGACUUCUUUUUUACUGAGAAUGCGCCAGUGAAGCGUAACAGCACUCCUUCUACAUCUAGAGCGAGACUCGAUUUGAUCCAAUACGGCAACUCAUACGAAGCGAGAGUCGAUCUAGCUGGGUGCAAGAAGGAGGAGGUUGACAUAUCGAUCCACGACCACGGCAUUACAGUAAAAGCUACCAAACCAGUAGAGCAGAAGUCCGAGGAAAACAAGUCCGAGAAGUCACAUUGCGUCAUCAACGAACGCAGCCCUUCUACACCACUGAGCAGGACGUGGAAGCUACCCGAGCACAUUACAGAAGAUAAUAUCCACGCUGCGUACGAGAAUGGGCUGCUUACGCUCAGAUAUUCAAGACACCCACCAGAAUCCGAGCCAAAGAGGAUAACAAUACAUUAG